AUGGUCGCCACAGCAGCAUUGAUUGAUGACAGGCCGAGCUGCUUCAGGUUCCCCAAGGAUGAUGGAAUUGGAUCUGUUGUUUUCUCUUUGGUAUUAAAGGAAAACAAUAUACCAAUGGAAAAUGUUAGGAUUUGUUACUCUCCAUUUUCAAGAACAAGACACACCGCUCAAGUAGCUGCUUCUGCUCUCAACAUUUCGCUCGAAGGUCCUCAGUGUAAGGUGAUGAAAGAACUUCGGGAGCGUUUCUUUGGACCUUCAUUUGAACUUCAAUCACAUGAAAGAUACUCGGAGAUAUGGGACCAUGAUGAGAAGGGCCGGUUGAUGAAGCCUGAAGAAGGUGGAGAAAGUGUGGCAGACGUUGCUUCAAGAUUUGCUACUGCUGUAGAAACCAUCGAGAAAGAUUUUCAAGGGUGUGCGGUAUUGAUUGUCAGUCAUGGAGAUCCACUGCAAGUUCUGCAAACAAUAAUCAGUGCAACUGACAAAGCACCCGGUGAGGAUUUCAAGACUAGAGCGGAUGCGGUUAAAGUAGCUUCCAUCUUGUCAAAGCACCGGAAAUUUGCCUUACAUACCGGAGAACUCCGACAACUCAUUAAAUAA
Papaver somniferum (opium poppy) is the source of this 597-nucleotide messenger RNA. RefSeq lists its product as uncharacterized. The record is from RefSeq and is a predicted model, not a curated record. The coding region runs from base 1 to 597 and encodes 198 amino acids. The transcript has 6 exons. Lineage: Eukaryota; Viridiplantae; Streptophyta; Magnoliopsida; Ranunculales; Papaveraceae.